Molecule: messenger RNA, 3282 nt
Organism: Choloepus didactylus (southern two-toed sloth)
Lineage: Eukaryota; Metazoa; Chordata; Mammalia; Pilosa; Megalonychidae
Gene: ADAMTS8
Product: ADAM metallopeptidase with thrombospondin type 1 motif 8
Exons: 9
Coding region: 364-3006 (880 amino acids)
Biological process (GO): proteolysis; extracellular matrix organization
Molecular function (GO): zinc ion binding; metalloendopeptidase activity
Source: RefSeq, a predicted model, not a curated record
AGGAGCAGGAGGAGCCGCUAGGGAAGGGGCCGGAGCACAGCGCAGGAAAGGGGCGGAGGACGCGCGGCUCCAGCUGUCCGUUCGGCGCGCGCGGCGCUCGGGCUGGAGGAGGCCCGGCGCUGCUCCCGGCGUUCCGCGCUGUUCCCCGCGCACCGCACUGCUCGGAGAGUCCCGCGCAGCUCCAGCCGCCCCGCGCUGCUCCCGGCGCUCGGCGCUGUUCCCCGCGCACCGCGCUACUCCUAGAGCCCCGCGCAGCUCCGGCCGCCCCGCGCGCACCACCGCGCGCCCCGUGGCCGCACGGAUCAUUGACUCGCUCUGCCCGUGCCCUUCCAGUGCCCCCGCGUCCCACCGCCCGCAGCCCCCAUGCCCCGCGGCCCCGCCGGCCCCCGCUGGCCGCUCCUGCUGCUGCUGCUGUUGCUGCCGCCGCUCACCCGCGGCGCCCCGGCCCGGGCCGGCUCUCAGAGCCCGGCCUCGGAGCUGGUGGUGCCGACGCUGCGGAAGGACAGCGAGGGCCAGCUCAGCGUCCACCUGUCGGCCUUCGGCCGGGCCUUCGAGCUGCGCCUGGUCCCCGACGCGCGCUUCCUGGCGCCCGCCUUCAGAGUGCAGCACCUCGGGACGCCUCGCCGGUCGGUCAGCACCCAGCACAACCUGCGCGGCUGCUUCUUCUCGGGCGCGGUGAACGGGGAGCCCGGCUCGCUAGCGGCCGUGAGCCUGUGCGGCGGGCUGUGGGGCGUCUUCCUGGUGGCGGGCGAGGAGUUCACGGUGCAGCCGCAGAACCCCGGGGGCCCCUUCGAGGCGCCGCACCUCCUGCAGCGCUGGGGGGACGGCACCGCGCCCAGAGCGCCGGAUGGCCCGGGGGGGACCCCUGGAGACCGCGAGCGGAAGAACGAGGCCGUGGGGGACGAGGGAGGAGAAGAGGCAGAAGACGCCGGCCAGCUCCCACCGCCCCUGGGGGCCACGAAUCGGACCAAGCGCUUUGUGUCCGAGGCGCGCUUCGUGUCCGAGGCUCGCUUCGUGGAGACGCUGUUGGUGGCCGACGCGUCCAUGGCCGCCUUCUAUGGGGCCGACCUGCAGACCCACAUCCUGACGCUCGCAUCCAUGGCGGCCCAGAUCUACAAGCACCCCAGCAUCCGGAACUCCAUCACCCUGGUGGUGGUCAAAGUGCUGAUCGUGGAAGACGAGAAAUGGGGUCCGGAGGUGUCCAACAAUGGGGGGCUCACACUGCGCAGCUUCUGCAGCUGGCAGCAGCAUUUCAACCAGCCCAGCGACCGCCACCCUGAGCACUACGACACGGCCAUCCUGCUCACCAGACAGAACUUCUGUGGGAAGGAGGGCACGUGUGACACCCUGGGCGUGGCGGACAUUGGCACCAUCUGCGACCCCAGCAAAAGCUGCUCGGUGAUUGAGGAUGAGGGCCUGCAGGCGGCCUACACCCUGGCCCACGAGCUGGGGCACGUCCUUAGCAUGCCCCACGAUGACUCCAAGCCCUGCGAGCGGCUCUUCGGAGCCAUGGACAAGCACCACAUGAUGGCACCCCUCUUCGUCCACCUGAACAAGACGCUGCCCUGGUCACCCUGCAGCGCCAUGUACAUCACGGAGUUCCUCGACAGCGGGCACGGAGACUGUCUCCUGGACAUCCCCUCGGUGACCGUGCCCCUCCCAACCGGCCUCCCAGGCCGCAAGCCCCUCUACGAGCUGGACCAACAGUGCAAGCAGAUCUUUGGGCCGCACUUCCGCCACUGCCCCAACACGUCUGUGCAGGACGUCUGCACCCAGCUCUGGUGCCACAACAGCAGCGCGCAGCCCCUCUGCCACACCAAGAAUGGCAGCCUGCCCUGGGCCGACGGGACCCCCUGCGGGCCCGGGCUCCUCUGCUGGGAUGGCAGCUGUGUGCCCGAGGGCGAUGUGGAGAAGCCCAAGGCUCCUGUGGACGGAGGCUGGACCCCGUGGGGACCCUGGGGAGAAUGUUCACGGACCUGUGGUGGAGGCGUGCAGUUCUCCAGCCGGGAGUGCAAGGACCCCAUGCCUCAGCACGGAGGCAGCUACUGCCUGGGCCGCAGAGCCAAGUACCAGUCGUGCCGCACGGAGGAGUGCCCGCCUGACGGGAGAAGCUUCAGAGAGCAGCAGUGUGAGAAGUACAACGCCUACAACUACACCGACCUGGACGGGAACCUCCUGCAGUGGGUCCCCAAGUACGCGGGGGUGUCGCCGCGCGACCGCUGCAAGCUGUUCUGCCGCGCGCGCGGGAGGAGCGAGUUCAAAGUGUUCGAGGCCAAGGUGAUCGACGGCACCCUGUGCGGGCCCGAGACCCUGGCCAUCUGCGUCCGCGGCCAGUGCGUCAAGGCCGGCUGCGACCACGUGCUGGACUCGCCCCGGAAGCUGGACAAGUGCGGGGUGUGCGGUGGCAAAGGCAACACCUGCAGGAAGGUCUCGGGGUCCCACAGCCCCUCCAGUUAUGGCUACAGUGACAUCGUCACCAUCCCAGCUGGUGCCACGAACAUCGAUGUGAAGCAGCGGAGCCACCCCGGCACCCAGUACGACGGCAACUACCUGGCGCUGAAGACGGCCGACGGGCAAUACCUGCUGAACGGAAAUAUGUCCAUCUCAGCCAUCGAGCAGGACAUCCUGGUCAAGGACACCGUCCUGAAGUACAGCGGCUCCAUGGCCACCCUGGAGCGGCUGCAGAGCGUCCGGCCGCUGCCCGAGCCGCUGACCGUUCAGCUCCUCACCAUCCCCGGAGAGGUCUUCCCCCCCAAAGUCAAAUACACCUUCUUCGUCCCCAACGACAUGGACAGAGAGAAAGCGACCACCAAUAUCAUCCAGCCGCUGCUCAGCGCGCAGUGGGUGUUGGGGGACUGGUCGGAAUGUUCUGGAACCUGCGGCACCGGCUGGCAGCGGCGGACAGUGGAGUGCCGGGACCCCAGUGGUGAGGCUUCCACCGCCUGCAACGAGGCUCUGAAACCCGAGGUGACCAAGGCCUGCGAGAGCCAGCCGUGCCCCCUGUGACCACGUGGCAGGGGGCUGCUCUGGUGCUCUGGAGUCGGGCUGCUGGGGGAAAGGCGGGGACCACCAUGCCCCCGUGGCCCCUCAGGCCCUGCGUGAGUCCACAGGGGAGCAGAGGAGGGGGUGCAGCUGCAGUUCCUAAAGCCAGCCAUCUGGUUGGACCUGACUUGGGUUCAAGAAGAGGGCCUAGGCUAAAGGUCAAAGCACAUGUAUCGACCCCAGCAGGUGACGUGGAGUCAGCCACUUUGCAAAGGACUAUUAAAUGAAAAUUUGUUUCUA